AACUCAAGAAAGAGACUGUGACUGUGUGUAGAAAUUCAUUGUAGGUUACUGUUUUUCAGCAUUAGUCAAGAAACUUUUCCUGGAACUUCCCGAAGUGAUAUUAUAGGAAGUUAAUCGACAGCGACUUAUUUCUGGGCGGCGCUGGAGAAUAAAUGGAGCACUCCUUACUUGUGACAAGUUACGGGCCACGUUCCAAUACUUUCAAAAAGUUAGUUGCUUCAUGUUAUCUCUUUAUAGUGCAUGUCCUUUCGUCUCAAGCUGACGUUUUAUCAACUCGUACAAACAUGAAAAUGUCGUUUAUUUGUUCAGGUUUUUUGCAAUUUGGGAGAAAUUUACUGAAAGCAGGAAUAUAUUUUUUGAGAACGAAUUGGAACGAGGCCGGAAGAAGAAACAGGUGGCGGGAACAAACACUAAUGUACACGGAGAGUGAUUGUACAGCGACGUGCAACGUUAUAAAAGUUGUUUUUAGUGUAGCACUUUUUUUAUUUUGUCACACUAUCAUAAGAAGACAUCAGCAAUAGCUGGAACAGGCCAGGCAUGAGCGGCGCACACCUGGACGAAUGGCAAAGGAGGUCCUUUGACAUUUCAUCUGGCAACAGUACACCUGAACAGACGGCCGAUGCCUACCGGGCCCACAUCCUCUCCAUUCAGUAUGCAUGGGCAAGCUCCCAGCUCUCUCAGGCCGGCAUGGCCAGCCUGCUCAGGACCUACUCAGAGCGCUACGCCGCUGUGCUGGACUCGGAUGACCCCCACACAGGGCUCAACAACUAUGCAGAGAGCGCGCUCCAUCUGGCCCGCAGUCAGAGGAACUACAGCGACAAAUGGGAGUCGUCCCUGACUGUGGAGAGUGUGCUGCAGUUGCCCAGCGUUCAGAAGAUGAUUCAGGCAAGUACAGGGGGAGAUAGUUUCCCAGUGGCACCAGCUGAUGUGAACGUAACUGUGGGACAAGAGAGCAGAGGCAGCUCCCUCUCUGCUCCAUUUACUGGAGUCAGGUCAGAGGCUGCAUUGUUUAAAACUCUAGGACCACCACAGCCUAAAUCAGAGGUUAGCAACACUGCCACUACUCCUGCUGAUAUUUCUGCUGAGAGGUCAAGAGGUUCAGAUGUUAGCUCAGGCAAUCCAAACUCCUCCUUCCAACUUCCAGCCCGACCACAACCUUUGUUUAGUCAUCCGUCUUCAGCUCUUCCACAGGUGAACUCUGGACCUGCAGUGUCCACACAAAACUAUCAGUCCUCCUCCUUUCCUACCUCCAACCCAUCUAAGCGCAAGAAUUUUUAUAAUUCAGAUGGAGAGGAUGGUGGCAGAGGGCAACAUGGAGGUCAUGGAGGAGCUGACCCACGAGCUGGAAGCAACUUCAAAACAGCUCGUGAGCAGUUCAUUGUUGACCAACAGAAAAAAUAUCAGUCCCAGAGAGGUCAGAACCCUGGGAUGGCAGCAAAUGUGAAGAAAUCUCUGGGUGCUAACAGGCCUCGAGGUGCUUUUUCCAAGUUUGUGUCGCCUAUCCCACGACAGGAAGAAGAAGAAAGUGUGGCGAGCCGUAAUUCCAGUCAGGAACCACAAAUCCUGGAUGAGCGUCUGAAGAACUUUGAGCCAAAGAUAAUUGAGCUGAUCAUGAGUGAGAUCAUGGACCACGGGCCUCCUGUAGCCUGGGAUGACAUAGCAGGCCUGGAGUUUGCCAAGACCACCAUAAAGGAGAUUGUUGUUUGGCCCAUGCUGCGACCCGACAUCUUUACUGGCCUCCGUGGUCCACCUAAAGGCAUCCUGUUGUUUGGACCACCAGGGACUGGAAAAACUCUGAUCGGAAAAUGUAUUGCCUGUCAGUCAGGGGCCACUUUCUUUAGCAUCAGCGCUUCAUCACUUACAUCCAAGUGGGUGGGUGAAGGAGAGAAAAUGGUGCGAGCCCUGUUUGCCAUCGCCCGCUGCCACCAGCCUGCUGUCAUUUUCAUCGAUGAAAUUGACUCCUUGUUGUCCCAGCGGACGGACGGGGAGCACGACUCAUCACGCAGGAUAAAGACCGAGUUCCUCGUUCAGCUGGAUGGGGCGGCCACGGCAGCCGAGGAUCGCAUCCUGGUGGUGGGCGCUACCAACCGGCCCCAGGAGAUCGACGAGGCCGCCCGUCGACGCCUGGCAAAGCGCUUAUACAUCCCCCUGCCCGAAACAGCUGCCCGACACCAGAUAGUGACAAACCUCAUGGCUCGAGAGAAGAACCAGCUGAGAGAGCAGGAGCUGGAGAGCGUGGUAACGUCCACAGAGGGCUUCUCUGGAGCUGAUAUGACUCAGCUGUGUCGAGAAGCGGCACUGGGGCCCAUACGCAGCAUCCAGCUCAGCGACAUCGCCACCAUCACCGCUGAUCAAGUGCGACCAAUCCUGUACGGCGACUUCCAGGAGGCCCUGAAGACCGUUCGACCGAGUGUCUCGACAAAAGACUUGGAGCUGUAUGAAGACUGGAAUAAGACUUUUGGAUGUGGACGUUAAACUUGGCUUCUCAAACUCAUUAUCAUCUACCUCUGUUCACGUUCUGGAUGUUCUUUGGAACUGAGUUAAGAAAAUGGUUCUCUGUGGAGCUUAAAUACUUUGUUGCACAUAGAGUGAGUGGUUAAAAUAGCAGGAAUGCUUAAUGGUGUUGUCUAAAACGACUGCGCAGUCUCACAACAAGCUUCCAAAUACAAGCUUCACAACCAUCAUUUUCUAUAUUCAGAGCUAUGUGUUAGAGUGCCGCAUAUUGUCAGUUAUUCAGUACAAUUGGCCUGCUGGUUUGUGAUCCAUUAUUGUUCAAGCUGCUGUAACUUGGAGGAAAAUGUAAACAGAAGUUGCUAAGAGAGGGAAAUGUUAGCAUAAUUUCUGAAAUGUCUCAAAUGCAGACAUACAUCUGUUAUAAUUAUCCUCACUGUGACAGUUUGCUCUGCACCUUGUUCCCAGCAGUUUGCAUUAAACAUUCAAAUGAUUUUCAGGCGUUCCUAUCAGCCAGGCUUUUUUGUUCAGUUCCUAAUUCACCAGCUGCUUUGUGAUUUGGUGUAAGCAUUAGAAACUGCGCUGUGUACAUGAGCAGUGUUCCAGAUGAAGCAGCAAUUUUGUUUUAUGUUUCUUUCUAGUGAUUUGCAGCCUUUUGUAAUAGUUUGAAGAUUGACAUUCAGCAGAUUUAGCAGUGUUUUCCAGAGAUAUUCUACAAAAUAAUAAUAAUAAAUUAAAUUUCUAUUA
This is a messenger RNA of Acanthochromis polyacanthus (spiny chromis), 3198 nucleotides long. It is a transcript of the gene fignl1, whose product is annotated as fidgetin-like 1. The transcript is spliced from 2 exons. Gene Ontology annotation, molecular function: ATP hydrolysis activity; microtubule severing ATPase activity; ATP binding. Bases 538 to 2475 code for a protein of 645 amino acids. NCBI's taxonomy places the organism in Eukaryota, Metazoa, Chordata, Actinopteri, Pomacentridae. The record is from RefSeq and is a predicted model, not a curated record.